CCCCUCAGUGCCCGGUGCGCCACGCCGCCAUGGGGACAGCCGAGGAGGCCGAGGCCGUCCUGGAGUGCCUCUUCCACCCUCACGCCCCGUUCGGGGGACCCGCGGCUGGCGAGGAGGAGGAGGAGGAAGAGCCGCCCCCGCUGCCGCCGGAGGAGGGCGCCUUUGCGCCGGAGCUGCUGGCAGAAGCCCGGGGGCUGGAGGCCGAGGGGAUCGCGGCGGCCGAGGCAGGAGACACGGAGGCGGCCCUGGAGAGAUUCGGCCGAGCCAUCCGGCUGCUCCCGGCGCGGGCCUCCGCCCACAACAACCGAGCCCAGGCCCUGCGCCUCCAGGGGGACGUGGCCGGAGCCCUGGAGGCGCUGGGCGCGGCGCUGGAGCUGAGCCGGGGGUCCGGCCGGGUGGCGCGCCAGGCCUUCGUGCAGCGGGGGCUCCUCCGGCGGCUGCAGGGCCACGACGAGGCCGCCCGGGAGGACUUCGCGCAGGCCGCCCGCCUGGGGAGCCGCUUCGCCCGGCAGCAGCUGGCGCGGAUGAACCCCUACGCCGCCCUCUGCAACCACAUGCUGGCCGCCGCCAUGAAGACGCUGCGCGGGACCGGCGCGACGGGGGAGCCGCGCCCGCCGCCGCCGCAGGAGGACCGCGAGUAAAGCGCACCGACCGCCCGGGACUCUCGCCGGAUGGCCGGCCGGAUGGCCGGAUGGCUGCCCCC
Messenger RNA from Gekko japonicus, 703 nucleotides. It is a transcript of the gene TTC36, whose product is annotated as tetratricopeptide repeat domain 36. Gene Ontology annotation, molecular function: protein binding. Bases 30 to 641 code for a protein of 203 amino acids. The transcript has 3 exons. NCBI's taxonomy places the organism in Eukaryota, Metazoa, Chordata, Lepidosauria, Squamata, Gekkonidae. Gene Ontology annotation, biological process: cilium assembly. The record is from RefSeq and is a predicted model, not a curated record.